ACUAAACAAAGAUACUGCGCAAGUUUUGAGAUCUCCUGUUUUGGUAAUGCUACAAAGUUAAAUGAUUGUCAACCAGAAAUGGGAUUCCACGAAUGAUGAAACUAACAAGUUGAAUUAUCUGUUUGAAAGUAGUUCUUUGUUGCCGUCAGAUCUGAUCAAUUAUCCUAACCAAAUCGGUGGUCAUGGGCUUCUAUUUGGAAAUAAAUGUAAAAUAUUAUAUUCACAUGUUCAAUCAACUAUUUAUAAACCAAUACAACAUUAUCCUAAAGGUCCACAUGAAUUAGAAUUUUAUCAACGUUUAUUCGAUCCAAAUUGUAAUGAUUCCGUUUUAGUUGAGUUACGAAAAUUUGUGCCUGAUUUUUAUGGCCUCUAUCGAGAUUCUGAACAAAAACAUUUGUACUUGGGUUUAAAAGAUUUAUUGGCUAAUUUUAAACAUCCAUCAUUGUGCGAUUUAAAAAUGGGUCGUCGUACAUAUGCUCCUGAUUCUUCACCAUCAAAAAUAAUGAUUGAAUGUGCAAAAUAUAAAUGGCGUGAAGAAAUUGGAUUUCUAGUAACUGGAUUAAAAGUAUUCUAUCCAGAUCUUAAUGAAUAUACUACAUUUGAUAUUUUCUUUGGAAGAUCAUUAAAUCCAUCUACAAUAUAUGAUAAUGGUAUUCGUCUAUUUCUUGGUCCAGAUAUAAAUCGUGCAAAAAGAUUAGCUAAUCAAUUUGUUAAAAAAUUAACACAAUUAGCUAAAUGGUUUGAAAAUCAAAAUUGUUAUCAUUUCUAUGCAAGUUCUUUAUUAUUAGCUUAUGAUAGUGUUGAUGCCAAUGAUGAGAUCAUGCCAUCUCCGAAUACAACCACCACCACCACCACCACCACCACCCAGUUACCAUAUUCAUAUUAUCAUCAUGAUCAUGAUCAUCAUCAUAGUUGUCAAGACAACAAUAAAGAAUCAAUUAUAUCCAACAUAGAUAAUAAUGAAGCAGAUGAAUAUGUUUUAGUAUAUUUAAUUGAUUUUACACGUUGGGAAUUAGUAACAGAUUGUAGUCAAAUAAAAGAUGAAAAUUUCCUAUAUGGUUUAAAUUAUUUAAUUGAAUUAUUUCAACGUGCAUCAUUGGAUUCCUCACCAUUGACUUAAAGUACCUUAUAUAUAUAUAUCUCAAUGAAUUAACAACAUUCGCCAAUGAGUAGUAUCCGUAAUCAAACAAAAGAUGUACAGUGUUCACAGUUUUUCUAUGUACAAUUUGACCGAAAUCUUCUGGCUGCUCACUUUCCCCUAUCCACCCCCGCCCACUUUUUUUUCUAAAACUGCCAAAAAUGUUAGUCUUUCAUUGAAAUUUAUUAUUGUCACUAAGUGGGUUUGUUCCCCCCUUUUGUUUUUUCUAUUUAUAUAUGAACAAAUUCUUCUGGAAUCCAAAUCAUAUUUGUUUAUUUUAUAUGGUUUGUAUGAUCUUUUUGUAUUAUUCAGUUAUUAUUAUCAUAUUAAUAGGAUGAGUAUUAUCCGUCUCAAGGUAUAUUUUAAUUGCUAAUCUUAUUUUGUUACAAUUUUCUGUUAGAAAUAAAGAUUAUUGUUUAUUUUGUUGAUAGGGAGAACAAAAUUUGAUAUAUACAUAUGUAUAUGUUCUCUCACUGUACUAUCCACGUUGUAUGUUAUUAAUGUGACUUGGAUUUGAUAUAGUUAUUAUUAUUAUU
Messenger RNA from Schistosoma curassoni, 1674 nucleotides. The record is from the annotation of a GenBank genome assembly. Lineage: Eukaryota; Metazoa; Platyhelminthes; Trematoda; Strigeidida; Schistosomatidae.